This is a messenger RNA of Hydractinia symbiolongicarpus, 3137 nucleotides long. RefSeq lists its product as uncharacterized. The transcript is spliced from 2 exons. Gene Ontology annotation, biological process: regulation of gene expression. The record is from RefSeq and is a predicted model, not a curated record. Gene Ontology annotation, cellular component: nucleus. Gene Ontology annotation, molecular function: protein binding. The coding region runs from base 125 to 2731 and encodes 868 amino acids. Lineage: Eukaryota; Metazoa; Cnidaria; Hydrozoa; Anthoathecata; Hydractiniidae.
CUUCUAUCAAUUACUUUCACUUUAGUUUAGUUGAUCUUUAAAGUUCACUCACUUCAAUAUAUAUAUAUAUAUACAUGUCGGAAAAGAUUUUAAACAACAAAUAAGAAAUAACAAGAUUGAGACAAUGUCGUUUCUACAGGCUGUGUGUGAAGGUGAUAUUGAAUUUAUCAGAGAAUACAUUGACAUUGGAAAAGACGUGUAUGUAAAGGAUCCGUUUGGAAAUACUGCGUUGCAUUUAUCAAUCAGUCCUGUAAUUUCUCAACUAUUACUGAAAUCAGGUGUUGAUCCAAAUGCACAAAACGACAAAUUGCAGACUCCGUUACAUUCCUGGCCAUUUAUAGUAGGAAAACGCGACCUCUUUUUUUCUAACGACAAAGAUCUUGUGGAUAUGUUGAAAAUUCUUCUCGAAGCUGGUGCUUCACCGAACAUCCAAGACAUAUAUGAAUAUUCUUCUCUUCAUGUUUUUUUUCUUUAUGGGACUCAGUUGGGAAAACCUCCUGCAAUACUAUCGGAGGUUUUACAGAUGUUGCUGGAUCAUGGAGCGGAGGUAAACAUUCCCGAUUACGAGGGUAGAACUCCAUUACAUCACGCUGUUAAAGAACAAACUAUUUUUGUGCAAAUGCUGUUAAAGGCAGGAUCAAUGUGUAACGUGCGUGACAAUUGUGGAACAACUCCUCAGCAACAUUUACUAUACUCUGAACAAUAUGACAUCAUCAAUCUGCUACUAGAUUACGAAGCAAACCCGAGUAUCCCUGAUAGAGAUGGCAGAACAAUUCUUUGUAACGCGGCAUCAGUCGGAAAUUAUAGUCUUAUCGAAGCAAUAUUACGCAAAGAUAAAACAUGUAUUAACACAUCAGAUCAAAAUGGUGUGACACCACUGCAUACUGCCGCGGCUUACAAGAGGGUAGAUGUUGUUGAACUUUUACUCGCUUACGAAGCAGACCCUAACACAAAAGAUAUCUUCAAUUCGACACCUUUACAUUACGCAUCGUACGGAGGUACACCUGAAAUUGUGUCUUUAUUGAUCGAAGCAGGCGCUGAUGAAAAUGCAAGAGAUGACUCAGGAGAACUACCAGAACAGCAUGCUAUGGUACGACAUUUUUACCAUACAGCUAAGAGGUUUGGAACGGGUUGUUUUAAAUCGGCUUUAAACAUACCAGAGGACGCUUCGGUGGAAGUUGAAGAUGAAAUAUUUCUAAAGAAUUCACCAAUCGAUGAUAUUUUCAAUGUUAUAUUACCGCAAUCUAAGAUUUUAAACGAUGCUUUUGACACAGGAAUAUUUCCGUCUGACUUUAUUCCAUACAUGAAAGCAGUUGCAAAUAAUAACAUGGAGUCGUAUUUGAAGAAUGUGCAUACUAUCCCUGGAAUAGGUAGCAUUCCAUUCAGUAAGGAAGUAAAGAAAAUGAAAGAAGCUGUGGAAUGUUUUAUCAUAAAGUGGGUUAGUAUUAUUGCAGAAAUAGAUGUUAGGUUUCAAGGUACAUUACUUCCGUCAGGUAGCAGUUACGAAAAUGCUAAAGUUGAGGACCCUUGCGAAUACGACUUCAUGAUAAUUCUCGAUAGAUUCCAACAUCAUUUCCACCCCGUUAUAUUAGAUUCAUCAACUUUUAAUGACAUCACAAUGAUGGAAAAUACAAGUUCUUCCCACCAAUAUGAAUUACAAAGCUUCUGUGUCGACGGAGAAUUAAAGAGCGGGAAAGUUUUGUCAGCAUUUGUAAUCACAGCUCGAAGGGCGUUAUCACAAAUGAGAUAUGAAUCAGGUUGCUCUCAAUUGUACGUGGAAAAUCUCACAGAGCACACAUAUAUAGAUGAUACAUUCAUUAACCCAAAUACAGUCACAUGCAACAUCAAACUUCAGUGGACAGGUCUGAAAGACAAGCAACUAACUAUAUCUGUCGAUUUAGUACCAGCUUUGUUUAUUAAAGAAUGGCCAAACGUUAUUGCUCUAAACCAAAGUGCCCUUAUCACAGAUAAAAUCAAAUCAAAUGGCUGUCAUCUCGUCUGUAAAGAAGGAAAAUGGAGAUUAUCUUUUUCCUUGGCAGAGCAGGCUAUUUUCAGAAGUUUAACUCAGGAAGAGAAUAAGGUGUAUACUGGAUCUAAAAUAAUACUUUUCGCUGGAGCGUCUGCAAUGAUAACUAUUUACGAUGACUCGGAUCUAUUUUCGGAGAAAAAGGAGGAAAGUCAAGAAGGAUCAGUUACAAGUUUAGACGAUGUUGUAAACGACAUUGAAGAUAGCAUUACUGAUACCCUACUAGAACCUCCUCCAAAUGUCACUCAAAUUGAAUCUAUUCCCGCCGAAAAUAAAGCACAUGGUGCCGAAGUAGAUGACACAUGCGUUGCUAUUAACCAAGGAAAAGAGGGCUUUACUUGUCCGAAAGUAUUGACAGAGGACAAUAUUUUUGACUGUUUUAUCGAAGAUGAUGACACUGCAAGCAGUUCUACUUCUUCGGAAAUCAAAACUGUUACAUUUCAACCAAAACAUAUGAUUGGUACCUAUUUAUUAAAGAUGACCUUCUUUCAUGUUCUAGAAGAGAGUCGAAGUUCAUCAAGGGAACACAACGUCACGUGCAAAGAUAUCUUUUCAAAAUUGAAGAAGUUCGCAAAAGAAGACAAAAUGCUUCCUUACUACUUUGUUCCAAAACAUGAUAUGCUAUCGUCCAUCAAAGGGGUGGAUAAAAUGAAAACUGAACUUAGUAUUUCCUUGAUAAACUAUAUUUUUGAUAGUAUUCCGUAAUUAUUCAUGCAUUGUUUUUUAUACAAGAGCUACGAACGUUCCUAAUUUUUAUAGACGGAGAAUGUUUGAAUUCUCUUAGUUUGGAUAUAAAAAAGAGAAAAAGAUGGAACCAAAGGUUAUUAACCAAUCUAUGAUAGAAAAUUUGCUGUAGAUUUUAUCAAAAGUGAACAAACAGUUUACAGGUUAACUAAGGUAUUUUUUAAAUCUUAGGUUACAAUGUUAUUUAUUUUGUUAACAAAUGUUUUCUGGUCUAAAUGUUAUCUUUACCGAACGUUUUAAUUUUAAAUUUUCUACCGUAAUAUUUACUGUUGUCGGCUACCGUAAUAAAUAAAAGGAUAUUAAGAUCAUGACUCACCCUCUUCUUAAAGAAUGUCUCAGGCUUGCGUAUAAUUCAUUGACAUCGUUC